Molecule: messenger RNA, 1903 nt
Organism: Conger conger (European conger)
Lineage: Eukaryota; Metazoa; Chordata; Actinopteri; Anguilliformes; Congridae
Gene: pdlim1
Product: PDZ and LIM domain 1 (elfin)
Exons: 7
Coding region: 240-1214 (324 amino acids)
Biological process (GO): muscle structure development; heart development; actin cytoskeleton organization
Cellular component (GO): filamentous actin; adherens junction; Z disc
Molecular function (GO): actin binding; muscle alpha-actinin binding
Source: RefSeq, a predicted model, not a curated record
AACAAACAUGGGAAAUAAGCCCCAUCAGCCUGGAAAUUUCAGGCGAGAGUCGGCCAAACGUUGAGAAGGAAGGGGACCGCCCCUGUAUCAGCUCUCGAAAAGGCACCUCCCCGCCAGGCACUUUUUUGUCGGCUGCUUCUCGGAGCACUUUCUGGUAGCGCACCUAACUUACUGCCUAGCACUUUCAGCCUCGAAUUGCUUUCGUCUUCAAACUUAGAUUCUCGGCCAUUUCGGGGAAAAUGCCUGUGCGAGUUGUCAUGGAAGGUCCCGGGCCGUGGGGGUUCCGGCUGGUUGGUGGGAAGGACUUCGAACAACCUUUGACCAUCUCACGGGUGUCGCCGGGCAGCAAAGCGGCCCAGGCCAACCUGUGCACGGGGGACAUGAUCCUGGCCAUCGACGGGCACGCCACCGAGGGCAUGACUCACCUGGAGGCCCAGAGCAAGAUCAAGGGCUGCACGGACGAGAUGGUGCUGUCCAUCGACAGGUCUGAGUCCAGGAUGUGGUCCCCUCUGUCGUCUGAAGGGGGUAAAACAAAUCCAUAUAAGAUGAACCUGGCGUCCCAGCCUCAGGAAGUGAAGCCCAUUGGUUCGGCUCAUAACCGCAGUGCCCUGCCCUUCCCCUCCGCCCCUAACUCCGCCCCCAGCCCCACAGUGGUGACCAACCGCUACAACAACCCCAGCGGCCUGUACUCCUCCCAGAACAUCGACACCUUCCAGAGCACCAUGGAGGAGGCCAAGGCCAGCGCCGGCCAACCACAGGAGCCCAGCUGCAUCCCGGAUGCGGACCCCGGCAGGCCUGUGGUAGCGGCGGACUCUGAGGUGCUGAAGAUGCUGCAGGAGAACCAGGAGUCCGAUGAGCCCCCGCGACAGUCCGCCUCCUUUAAAGUGCUGCAGGAGAUCCUGGAGACAGGAGACGCGGAUAAGCCCUCAGGAUUCCGCAGCGUCAAAGCCCCCACCAACAAGAUUGGAUCGUCUGUGGGCAACGCAGAGAAACUUCCUGUGUGCGACAAGUGUGGCGCGGGCAUCGUGGGCAUACUGGUUAAACUGAGGGACAAGUUCCGCCACCCGGAGUGCUACGUGUGCACGGACUGUGACAUCAACCUCAAACAGAAGGGACACUUUUUCGUGGAGGACCAGAUCUACUGCGAGAAGCACGCCCGGGAGCGGGUCACCCCGCCCGAAGGCUACGACGUCGUCACCGUGUUUCCCAAAUAGCCCGGACACGCCCCGCACCCCUCCAAUGAGCCCUGCCUAAACCGGCUGACCGCACAACCACUCAACAGACUAUCUGCACUCCCAGCCUGAGAGAGGUCUUGUGGGUCCACCGCAACAUCAUUCUCCUCUGAACACCGCUGCGUUCCUGCGAGAACUGUGCGUCUCCAAAAAGGGCCAUUUUCAGGAGCCAAACCUUCAAUGUGUGACUUCCAUGAGUAAUCCCCAAAUAUUUUUCUAUACUUUACUGAGCUUGUCUGGUGUAUUGGAACCUUCUAAAAUACUCUCAAACUGCCUUCUGAUUCUCUUGGUUGGCUCAUUUGCACCAGGCAAGGUCAGUCAAGCACAGAAAAUAUUUGAAUCCAAAAAAAACCAACGUAGGUAUUUGACCAAGGUCUGCUGCUUAGUGACUGUUUAAGGACAGCUAGUGAGUGUGGCUGGGUUUGUAAGUAUCUGUGCUUCCAUCUCUGUGCCGUAGCACAUGGAUCAGACUGUUUGCCAUUUGCAGCUUAAGUGCGUUUCUGCCUUUAGUUUAAGAACUGAUGGCCAUUCUCACUUCGAGGUCCAGUAUCAACAGCCUUUAGAAUAUGAGCUUUGCCACAGUUAUCUUCUGUACCGACCAGUACUGCCUUCUUUCACAGCGCUGUCUGCACUGCAAGCAUUCAAUCAAAUAAACCACUUUUAAACCCUAA